Messenger RNA from Echinostoma caproni, 687 nucleotides. NCBI's taxonomy places the organism in Eukaryota, Metazoa, Platyhelminthes, Trematoda, Plagiorchiida, Echinostomatidae. The record is from the annotation of a GenBank genome assembly.
AUGAAUAAUCGUGAGAGUAAAUUAAUCGAUUUAAACGAUGACUGGCAGUUAGGUCAAGCUGGCAUAUGGACAAAACUGAUUGCAGAAGUAUUAGUCGGUUAUCACAGAAUCGGUGCUGUAUUAAAACAAGAAGGAUGCCCAGUGAUCUGCAUUUCACGUCUACUCAAUGCGGCAGAAAAGGGAUACUUGCAGACUCAAAAAGAAGCGUUGGCUGUAUUUUGGGCUGUUCGACGAUUGUACGAGUAUCUUUUCGGAUUGCGGUUUACCAUCUUCACUGAUCACCAAGCGCUACAGUUCUUGUUCAACCCCAACAAAUCCAUCGCGAAGUCCAUUGCUGCUAUGCUACAGAGGUGGAGUAUCGCUCUAGCCGCAUAUAACUAUGACAUCCAACAUCGUGCAGGAAAGACAAUCCCGCAGGCUGACUUCCUCUCUCGCUACUCACAAUUUUCGGAGGCCGAACAGUGUCAUUUCAUCUCCCCAGCACCACCAGUGUCUCGGGAAUCUUUACGCAAAUCUACCAAACAGUACUACUCGGACAUACUCUCAGCGAUCAAGAAAGGCUGGUCGCCAGAGGUCACACCCGUGUCAAUCAGUGCCGUGCUUUAUGAGAAUCUGACUGUAAUGCUAUCGUUUCUACGGGUGCAACUGAAGGCUCACUACGAUGAACGUCAAAUCCGAAUGCAUUAA